UAGUUCUCGUGUCGCUGGCGCCACCGAUUCUAACUGUAAUGGUGGAUUUACAAGGUUGGCUUGUGUGUUUUUUUCAGUUCAAGGAAACUAAGGUUGAGUUCGUUAGCAAUUGAGGAAAAUUGUGAAAGGAAAUUCGAAAUAAUCCGCCGAUGAAGUAUCGUCAGAGGCAGUCCAACGGAAUAUCAGGACAGGGACAUCCGAAACGUUCGCGAAUUUCGAAAAGCCCGCCCGCGAAUCGUGUUAUGGCCGGUAAGUUGUGUUGCAACACCACCGUUUUUCGCCAACUGUGACCUCGAUAAGGGGAAAUGUGAAAAAAGGUCGUGCAAAAUCCAAAAAUUGUACAUGAUGGAAGGAGGCAAUGGAGAAACCCAGUGGUGCUUCUCGCAAGUUAAGGGAACUCUGGACGAUGACGUGACUGAAGCUGAUAUUAUAUCGUGUGUAGAAUUUAAUCAUGAUGGUGAAUUGUUGGCGACCGGCGAUAAAGGGGGACGGGUUGUAAUUUUCCAAAGAGACCCCAUAAGUAAGGCGGCUUUGCCAAGACGCGGCGAGUACAAUGUCUACUCCACCUUUCAGAGCCACGAGCCCGAAUUUGACUACCUCAAGAGUUUGGAAAUUGAGGAAAAAAUCAACAAAAUUCGAUGGUUGAAGCGAAGAAACCCUGCACAUUUCCUGCUUUCAACCAAUGAUAAAACAAUAAAGUUAUGGAAGGUCUCUGAACGAGACAAAAAGGUUGAAGGCUACAAUACGCGAUCAGAUAAUGGUUCCCUAAUUGAUCCGGCAUCAGUUAGCUCACUUCGCGUGCCUAUAAUAAAACCCAUGGAACUAAUGGUGGAGGCAUCGCCCCGGAGGAUUUUUGCCAAUGCCCACACUUACCACAUUAAUUCCAUUUCGGUCAAUUCCGACCAGGAGACUUACCUUUCAGCAGACGACUUGCGCAUCAAUCUCUGGCACUUGGAGAUUACUGAUCAAAGUUUUAAUAUUGUCGAUAUCAAACCAGCCAAUAUGGAAGAACUGACUGAAGUUAUUACAGCUGCCGAAUUUCAUCCGGUUGAGUGCAACUUGUUUGUCUAUAGUAGUAGUAAAGGGACUAUUAGAUUAUGUGAUAUGCGUGCUGCGGCGCUUUGUGAUCGCCAUGCCAAGUUGUUUGAGGAACCAGAAGAUCCGACGAAUCGCAGUUUCUUUUCUGAAAUUAUAUCUAGUAUAAGCGACGUUAAAUUGUCGAAUAAUGGCAGGUACAUGAUUUCUAGGGACUAUCUCUCAGUGAAAGUGUGGGAUUUGCAUAUGGAGUCAAAACCUAUUGAAACUUACCCGGUUCAUGAAUACUUGCGAGCAAAACUCUGUUCGCUGUACGAGAACGAUUGUAUAUUUGACAAAUUCGAAUGUUGCUGGAACGGCAACGACACGGCCGUCAUGACUAGUUCCUACAACAAUUUCUUCCGCAUAUUCGACAGGACAACAAAACGCGACGUGACUUUAGAAGCGUCCAGAGACAUCGCAAAGCCGAAGACGCUGCUAAUGCCGCGUAAGGUAUGCUCGCAAGGUAAACGGAAAAAGAACGAGAUUAGUGUUGAUUGUCUGGACUUUAACAAAAAAAUCCUUCACACCGCGUGGCAUCCCCUAGAAAAUAUAAUUGCUGUAGCCGCGACGAAUAACUUGUUUUUGUUCCAGGACAAGUUUUAGUUUGGACAAUUAAUAUUACAAUUGUGUAGUGAAUGUGGUCGAUGGAAAACUCGUUCUGGGUCGUGGGUGAGAGAACCUGAUUCUUAUUUGUGUCGUAGAAAGACCGAUAUUGUGAGCUGGCUCCGAUUGAUAAAGUAAUAUGAUUAACAACCAAUUAUUUACCCCGGUGUAGAUGUAAAGUUGUAUAUUAUUUUGUCAAUACUAAAUCAAUAAUUAUAAUUACUCUCGUCAUAUUAAGAAUUUCAAGUGAUUGCAAGCUCCCAAUUUUAAGAGUUAGGAACAUAAAAGCGGCCUUUAAACGUUCGGAAAUUCGAUGUUUUUCAGAGAUUUGAUGAAAUGUUAGUAUGGCUUUGUCGUUCCUGACUGUGGGCGCAACGUACCAGCAAAGCUCAUUGCGUUCAGUAUGGAAAGUCCACGAUUUCCACAUAUUCGGCCCGAGGAUUUGUUAAAUUUUCUACUUUUUUCUAUUAGCUCAAACAACUCGCAAUCGAAUGACAAAGUCGUACAGUUUUAAAAGAUCAGCAGAUUUUGAUCAUUUUGCUCAUGCAUACAUACAUAUUUAGGCUAAGUUGCGUUAUUGUUCGAGAAUCGGUGGCAGUGUAUCGGAAUCCAGUGGAGAUUCCAAUGAAUUUACGGCGAUUGAGGUGAAUGAAAAACGAGAUAUAUAUUUUUUCAAAUCUCCAAAUGAAGCGUUUGAAAAUUGAAUGCAGACGAUAUUCACUGGAUUUCAAUAUGUAGCAACUUUAAUUUGUGCCAUACUCAAAAAUAGUCUAUACCUCUCAUUCUCAUUGUGCAAGAAAUUGGCCUGAAAAUUCAAGUUUAAUGUAAAGCUUGCGGGUUUAAAAAACCAAUUGAUUAACUCUCGUUUCAGACGCAGGUUGUUUUGAGCCGGCAAAUUCACUUUAGAUAUUUCAUGUGACACGUCUGACUAAAACCACUUAUAUGAAAAUUUCUCAGUGUUCUAUAAGUUAAUAUCCGUGUCCGGAAAACAUCGUUUCACCAAAAUAAGGAGCAAAUAUUUUUUUAUAACAAUAAAAUCGGAAAUGCGCCUCCGGGACGACACUGCAAUAGAUUAAUUAUAUCAAUCCAGUCUAUGGUCUUUUUAAACCAUCGGCUUGUGUCGCCAAAACGAAGCAAUUUUGUGGUUUUACCUUUAUAUUUAAUCUAACGCAUUUUAAUCUCUCGACGUAUUUCAGUUUUUAAUUAAGCAUUCAUAACAAGUAAAGUGUGUUUUUGCGAGGAAGAUAAAGUCUUUAACCGGAUAGUUGAGAAUAGUGAUAUUGGCAGUAUUUUCUGAUUAAUGUUUCUACCGGACAGUACUUCUAAUUGCAUUAAUUUGUCGCACUAUUGGCAUUGGUUUAUUGAAAAAGCCCUUUUUUGUGCGGUAUGAUUGAACUUUUUUUUUGUAUUUUAUCAAUCUAGAAACCAGCCAUUUAUUAUCGGAAAAAACAUUGAUUGUCUUCAAAACUUUUUAUUAGAGUAAGAUUUCACUUUUCGUUUCGAAAACCUAAUAAAACCCCUAAUACACUGCCACAUCAUAUGUAACUAAUAUUAAUACUUAACAAUGUAUUAUGUAUUUUUAAGUAUACCUUCCAUUUUUUUGGACUUUGUUAAAAUAUAAGGCAUCAUUUCCCCUUUUUUGUUCUGCUGCACAAAUUUUAUUAAAGGCUGCAACUUUCUCACAUAAAUCUCAGAAAUUGUACAUACCUGAACUUGUUAUAAAUAAAUAAAAUGGUAAUGUGAUAAAUCUAAAAAAAUAAAGAGUUUAUACAAGAA
This is a messenger RNA of Dendroctonus ponderosae (mountain pine beetle), 3456 nucleotides long. Its product is annotated as protein phosphatase PP2A 55 kDa regulatory subunit. Lineage: Eukaryota; Metazoa; Arthropoda; Insecta; Coleoptera; Curculionidae. The record is from RefSeq and is a predicted model, not a curated record. Gene Ontology annotation, molecular function: protein phosphatase regulator activity; protein binding. The transcript has 6 exons. Gene Ontology annotation, cellular component: protein phosphatase type 2A complex; cytosol. Gene Ontology annotation, biological process: peptidyl-serine dephosphorylation. Bases 343 to 1680 code for a protein of 445 amino acids.